CUUCAAUACUCCUCCUCUUUCCUCAUCGAAAUGUCUAACUUCUAUGAUGGCCUUGUAGUUGAGUUACAGUCAUGGUGGUGGGCUGGUAUUGCCGUGGUUCUGGCCUGCUAUUAUGCAUGGCUGAUGACCAAGAAAUCAAUAAGAACGCCUCCGUUGCCACCAGGUCCGCCAGGCCUGCCUCUGUUAGGAAACCUUCCCUUUCUUCAACCUGAUUUAAAUCACUACCUUACUAAAUUGUCUCAAACUUAUGGUCCCAUCAUGAGGCUCCAACUGGGCAGAAAGAUCUGUAUUGUUAUAAGCUCCCCUUCGCUCGCCAAAAUAAUCCUAAAGGACAACGAUGCAAUCUUUGCUAACCAUGAGGUUUUUGCAGCGGCGAGAGCACUAGUCUAUGGUGGGAUUGACAUUAUUUUCAGCCCUAAUGGCCCACAAUGGAGAAAGCUGCGAAAGAUUUUUGUUCAUCAAUUGAUGAGCAAUGCGAGCCUUGAUGCCUGCUAUGCAAUUCGCAAACAGGGAGUACGAGAACUGGUGAAGGAUGUGCAUGGCAAGGCCGGUUCCCGCAUUGAUAUCAGCCAGCAAAUAUUUACUUUCGCGCUGGACGUAACAAUGACCAUGGUAUGGGGAGGUCCGUUGCAUGGGGAGGAAAGGAACAGCAUAGGGCCCGAGUUUAUACGGUUAGUAAGGGAGCUUGUUGAAUUGCUAUCAAGACCCAAUCUCUCUGAUCUUUUCCCUAUCCUGGCUCCAUUCGAUCUUCAAGGAAUCGAGUCGAAAGUGAAGAAGGUGUUUCUGUGGUUUGAUCAGAUGUUUGAAUCAGUCAUAGCAGGCCGAACGAAGGAUAGCGAUAAGCGUAAAAACAAGGAUUUGCUGCAGUUCUUGUUAGAAAUGAAGCAUCAAGGAGACGAAGGACGUACCCCAUGUUUAUCGAUGGAUGAAAUUAAAGCAUUGUUUAUGGAUAUUUUACUUGGGGCAACAGAGACUUCAUCAACCACGGUGGAGUGGGCAAUGACAAAAAUGCUACAGCAUCCAACAAAAAUGAGAAGAGUGAGGGAAGAAAUUGAGGAAGUGGUCGGAGACCAAAAAAUUGUGGAGGAAUCCCAUUUGCCCAAACUGCUAUAUUUGGAUGCAGUCAUAAAAGAGACACUCCGGCUACAUCCAACGGUCCCCUUCUUGGUGCCCCGCAACCCCAGCAGGGAUUGCUGUAUAGCUGGAUACACAAUCCCUCAGGGCUCUAGAAUCAUGAUUAAUGCAUGGAAAAUUCAAAGGGAUCCUGAGGUUUGGAAAAAUCCUUCGGAAUUUGAACCGGAGAGAUUCUUGAAAGAGCCAAGAAAAGGUGAUUACAAUGGAAACUUUUUCAGUUUUCUUCCUUUUGGGUCUGGAAGGAGAGUCUGUGCUGGACUUCCUCUAGCUGAGAAAAUGAUAAAGUACGUGUUGGCUACUCUGUUGCACUCUUUUGAAUGGGAAAUACCGGCUGAGGUUGAGCUUGAUCUAUCUGAGAAAUUUGGACUUGUUAUGAAGAAAAGGAACCCUCUUGUUGCCAUACCUACUCCAAGAUUAGCUACUUUGGAGCAAUACUACUGAGGCUGGAUCCUUGAUAGCAUGUACCUGACAUCACGAGGAGUAAGUAAUCAAAUAUGUAGCAUUAUUAAAAUGUUACUUAUUUCAACAUGUAAUGAGUAAGAGUGCUUCUUGUACUCUAAUAAAUAAAAUUUUUUUAC
Molecule: messenger RNA, 1712 nt
Organism: Rubroshorea leprosula
Lineage: Eukaryota; Viridiplantae; Streptophyta; Magnoliopsida; Malvales; Dipterocarpaceae
Source: the annotation of a GenBank genome assembly